UUAAGGGCAGAACUGGACGGGGCGUAAAUUCAGAGAGAAGGACCGUACGUGGCGUUGGCAAUAGUCUCAGAACUGAACUGUCAAUCUUCAGUUCGUAUAUUGGCCAACGACCAUCACCAGAACCAAACUGACAAUUCCCAAGGGAGUCUCCGACCAGAGUGAGUGAAAUGCCCUCGCCAACGAUCGUCAUUCCUCAAGUCACUCUGUUUCUGCCUCCUCCUCGUCCUGAUAUUCAACCACCCAGAUCAUCAACCCAACGAAAGAACUUCAAGACAACAGUUACAAAGAACUUUCGUCGUGAUUUCCCCCAAAACCUUGGUUCUUUUUCAUGGGUAAAUCCACCAUCAACUACCCAUUUUUCUGAUCUCCUUAACUCCCAAGAAGAGGCACAAACCGGGUUCUCUAGUAAUCCAUUGAUCAAUCAGUUGGUCCAUCCCAAUGUUCUGGCAUCCCGGCUUCAGUCAUGUUAUUCGGUUGAGGAAGUCAGAAAGUUACAUGCAAUUGCCUUAAAGUGUUUCACGAGCUCAGUAACAUAUGUGGAUAAUAAUUUGAUCAGUGCCUAUUUGAGAUUCGGAGAUUUGGUUUGUGCAUGUAAACUGUUCGAUGAAAUGUCUGUGCGUAAUGUUGUUUCUUGGACUGCUAUUCUAAACGGGUAUUUGAGAUUUGGGCUAAAUGAUGAAGCAUUAUGGUUCUAUAAGGAAUUUAUUGGAAGCGGGGUACGCGCAAAUUGUAAGACUUUCGUGUGUCUUCUAAAUUUAUGCAGUAGGAGAUUGGAUUAUAGGCUUGGGCAACAAGUUCAUGCCUGUAUAAUAAAAGGUAAUUCAAGUAAUUUAGUUGUAGAUAGUGCCAUUGUCUAUUUUUAUGCACGAUGUGGUGACUUGUUAAGUGCAGUUUGUGCAUUUGAUACGAUGCCAAAUCACGAUGUAGUUAGUUGGACAACAAUGAUUUCUGUGUGCUCACAGCUCGGGUGGACGGAGGAGGCCUUAUCACUAUUCUCAAGAAUGCUAUUAGAAGGAUUUUCCCCAAAUGAAUUUACAGUGUGUAGUGUUCUGAAGGCUUGUGGGGAUAAGAAGGCACUCAAGUUUGGCAAACAGCUACAUGCAGCUGUGGCUAAGAAGGUUUUCAAGAAUGAUGUAUUUAUUGGGACUUCUCUGGUAGAUAUGUAUGCAAAAUGUCAGGAGAUUGCAGACUCUAGGAAAGUCUUCGAUGGAAUGAGAAAGAGAAAUACUGUUACAUGGACUUCAAUUAUAGCAGGGUAUGCUUGCAAUGGACUUGGCGAGCAGGCCAUAAGUCUCUUCAGAAUAAUGCGUAGACGUAAUAUAUUUGUUAACAACUUGACCAUGGUAAGCGUGCUCAAGGCAUGCGGCUUGGUUAGAUGUUUGCAGCUGGGAAAGGAAGUUCAUGCUCAAUUAAUCAAGAAUUUCACUCAGAGUGAUAUUUACAUAGGAAGCACCCUCGUGUGGCUCUAUUGCAAGUGCAAUGAGUACUCUGCAGCAUCCAAGGUCCUUCAGUUAAUGGCUUUCAAAGAUGUCGUCUCAUGGACUGCUAUGAUUUCAGGUUGUGCUGGUCUCGGUCAUGAGUAUGAGGCUCUUGAAUUCUUGAAAGAAAUGUUAGGGGAAGGUGUUGAGCCAAACCCUUUUACCUAUUCAUCUGCUUUGAAGGCUUGCGCUAAAUUGGAAAAUAUAGAGCAAGGGAGAUUGAUUCACUCUUCUGUGAGUAAGACCCCAGCCUUUUCUAACGUGUUUGUGGGCAGUGCUUUGAUUUUCAUGUAUACGAAAUGUGGGUAUAUUUCUGAGGCGAUCCAAGUUUUUGAUAGCUUGCCAGAAAGGAAUCUGGUGUCAUGGAAGGCUAUGAUUGUGGGUUAUGCAAAGAAUGGGUUGUGCCAAGAGGCUUUGAAGCUCAUGUAUCGGAUGCAAGCAGAGGGUGUUGCGGUGGAUGACUACAUACGCGCAACAGUUCUAACAGCAUGUGGAGACAUCGACUGGAAUAAGGAUCCUUCAACCGAGCAUUGCUUGCAUUCAACUUGAUCUGUCGUCACAACAAAACUCCAGUUUUUAGGAUGAAACUUUGAAUGAAAUUGAUCUUUGAUGGCUGGCCACAGAUCGGGA
This is a messenger RNA of Diospyros lotus (date-plum), 2108 nucleotides long. RefSeq names its product pentatricopeptide repeat-containing protein At4g18520, chloroplastic. The coding region runs from base 168 to 2027 and encodes 619 amino acids. The transcript has a single exon. Gene Ontology annotation, biological process: RNA modification. Gene Ontology annotation, molecular function: protein binding; RNA binding. NCBI's taxonomy places the organism in Eukaryota, Viridiplantae, Streptophyta, Magnoliopsida, Ericales, Ebenaceae. The record is from RefSeq and is a predicted model, not a curated record.